This is a messenger RNA of Rhinolophus ferrumequinum (greater horseshoe bat), 1741 nucleotides long. Its product is annotated as cornulin-like. Gene Ontology annotation, biological process: cellular response to cytokine stimulus; regulation of phosphatidylinositol 3-kinase/protein kinase B signal transduction; positive regulation of cell cycle G1/S phase transition. NCBI's taxonomy places the organism in Eukaryota, Metazoa, Chordata, Mammalia, Chiroptera, Rhinolophidae. Gene Ontology annotation, cellular component: cytoplasm. Bases 148 to 1617 code for a protein of 489 amino acids. Gene Ontology annotation, molecular function: transition metal ion binding; calcium ion binding. The record is from RefSeq and is a predicted model, not a curated record. The transcript is spliced from 4 exons.
CCGGCCCGUGUAAGCGCUAGUCUCUUAAACCCCCUAUAAAAGGCUGCCGUCCCGCUGACCCAGCACUGCACACACCGCUUAGCAGCCGCUGGCCUCAUCCUGCCUGUGCAUCCGGGGGGCUUUUCUUUCUCCAGCUUGCCUCCCAAGAUGCCUCAGUUACUGCAAAACAUAAGGGGGAUCAUCGAAGCCUUCGGGCGCUACGCCAGGACGGAGGGCAGCUGUACAGCGCUCAGCCGGGGGGAGCUGAAGAGGCUCCUGGAGCACGAGUUUGCUGAUGUCAUCGUGAACCCCCACGACCCAGCCACUGUGGACGAAGUCCUGCGCCUGCUGGAUGAAGAUGACACGGGGGCUGUGGAAUUCAAGGAAUUCCUGGUCCUGGUGUUUAAAGUCGCACAGGCCUGUUUCAAGACAUUGAGUGACGGUCCCGAGGGAGCGUGUGGCUCUCAGGAGUCUGGAAGCUACCCCCAGGGGGGCUCGUCAGAGCUGGGGGGAGGACAGAGCAGUGUCACAGAGGUGGGAGGGGUUGGGGGAGGACAGCGUCAUGAGGGGAGCAGGCAGGCUAGCAGAGGGCAGAGCGGGGCUGGGGCUGAGACCCAGGGUCAGGCCACCGGCUCGCUGCAGGUCAGUCACCGUGCCAGGCAGUCUGAGUCCCAGAGACAGAAGGCAGAGAGCCAGCAGGCACAAGCCGGGGGGAGCGUGGAGCCAACCCAGGGAGUGGGAGGAGAUCAGAGUCAUCAGACCAGAGAGGGGGGUGCAGAGAGACCAUCCCAGACCAGGGAACAGGACAGAGCCCACCAGACAAGUGAGACCAUGACUGGAACCAUAACUCACAGCCAGACUGUGGAGCAGGCCGGGAGCCGUCACACAGGAAGUACCAGCACCCAGUCACGAGAGUCCCCCUAUAGCCAGACCAGAGGGACCGAGACCCACAGUCAAGACAGGCUCCAGACGAGCCAGACAGUGACAGGAGGACACCUUCAGAUACAGGGAGGAGGACACUUUCAGACACAGGGAGGUGCCACCCAGACUGUGGAGCAGUAUGGGAGCUAUCAGACAGGAAGUACCAGCACCCAGCCACAAGAGUCCCCCUAUAGCCAGACCAGAGGGACAGAGACCCACAGUCAAGACAGGCUCCAGACGAGCCAGACAGUGACAGGAGGACACGUCCAGACACAGGCAGAAUCACAUAUCCAGAACACGGAUCAGAACAGGAGCCAGACUCCGAGCCACACGGGGGCUGGAGAACAGGGACAGACCCAGGGGCAGUCAGGCAGUGGGCAAAGAUGGACACAUGUGAGCAGCGAUGGGGCGAAGGAGACAGACCUGGGGGGACAGGUACAGACUGGAGCAAGCCCCGGGACAGGCAGACAGGACUGGAGCAGCUCACAAGACCCAAAGUACAGUGUGGCAAGGGGGCAGGGAGACAGCACAUCCUCGGAGGUUAGCCAGGAGUGGGUUGACGAUCCCACAAUAGAGCCAGUGAUCCCAGGGUUGAACCAGGGCGGCCUGUCCACUGGCGUGCCCGCAGCGCAGGGCCAGGAAGGAGCCCAGCCGGCAGGGAAGCAGGGCCUCACAGCCCGGGGGCUGUAUUCUUACUUUACAAGCAACAAACCGUGACUGUCCUGGACUCUAGGGUCCAGCACUGGAAGAAGGCGGCUGGCGAAGGCCUGGCUCGUCCUGCCAUGACCAAUCCAACUGGCAGGUCCCUGGACAUCAGCUCUUCAUCAUGCUUCCCUCUUAG